UUUAGGGUCGCGUUUGACAUUUGACAUUUGAACCAGUUGAAAGGGAAAAAAUGGCAGAUACACUUAACCUGCCAGUUGCUGAAAAUUUGAACACGAAGAAUGGGAACUUUAUAUGUGGAGUAGUGGAGGGAUUUUAUGGACGGCCAUGGACUACCGAACAGAGAAAAGAUUUAUUUCAAAAGAUGAAGAAAUGGGGAAUGGAAUCAUAUGUUUAUGCUCCAAAGGAUGAUUACAAGCACAGGGCUUACUGGAGGGAGCUUUACACGGUGGAAGAGGCUGAACAUUUGACCAGUUUGAUAACGGCAGCGCGCGAUCAGAAUGUGACCUUUUAUUACGCCCUUUCUCCGGGCUUAGAUAUAACGUACAGCAAUUCUAAGGAGAUCCUCGCCCUAAAACGGAAAUUAGAGCAAGUCUCGCAAUUUGGGUGCGUAGCAUUCGCGUUAUUGUUCGACGACAUCGAGCCGGAAAUGUCGGAAGCAGAUAAAGAAGUAUUCCAAUCGUUCGCACAUGCCCAAGUAUCCGUGACGAAUGAGAUUUAUCAGCACUUGAACCAACCGAAGUUCUUGGUUUGCCCUACACAGUACUGCGCGACGAGGGCCAUUCCGAACGUCAGUAACAGCGAAUAUUUGAAUACUCUGGGUUCGAAGCUAGCCCUGGAGAUCGACAUAAUGUGGACCGGUCCCAAAGUGAUCUCGCGAUUGCUGACCAAAGAAUCGAUUCAGGAGAUUACUGACGUGUUGCGACGCCCGCCCGUUAUUUGGGAUAAUCUUCACGCGAACGAUUACGACCAGAAGAGGGUGUUUCUAGGACCGUAUUCGGGACGAUCUCCUGAUCUUAUACCUAAGUUGCGGGGCGUACUGACGAAUCCCAACUGCGAGUACGGGGCUAAUUUCAUUGCCAUUCACACUUUGGCCCAAUGGUCAAGGUGCAACGUCGACGGACAACGGGAUCUAACUUUGAACGAUACCGUGUCGGCCGACAUCAAAUUGGAGACUGAAACAGAGGAUGGUCUUCUGGGGGAGGACGUUCCGACGACGCUCUCACCGAACAUGUAUCAUCCGAGGCAAGCUUUAAGGAACGCCAUCAGAGAAUGGCUGCCAGAGUUCGAGAGACACAAAGCAGCUUGGGGCCCGAUUGCCAAACCCCAGCCGGUUGUGGCUAUUGUACCUGUACCAAUCAUACCAUCCAUCAACACUUGCAUGAGUCUAACGACAACCACCACGACCACCUCGGUUGGAACGACAACGACUCCCAUAGUCAACACGACGCAGCUACAAGCACUCGCGGAAGUUUGCAGUACCGUUAGCGUAUCGGCCAAUGAGAGCUUGAUUAAUCCUCUCCCCGGGCCCGUCAUGAAUUCGCUAGUCUCGGAAACCAAGGUAAUUUGUAACGAAUCAAUUCCGAAUCCAAUCACUCCGGCUCCGAUCCCGGUGAAGGUGGUCUCCGCGGACAACACACCCUUGCCAACGAACUUGACCAUCCUCAACGGCGUCAUCUUCAAAGACAAAGAGAACGGAGCAUUUAAAGUGCCAGCCGACGAUUUGUCGACUAAAACUGAUGCGGAUUCAAUCAAAGAUGAGAUGAAUACUGAUCCAACGACCGAUGUUAGCAACGAGAGCAGCCUCAGUCCAUCCGAACCGAUGGAUUGCAACAGCACCCCGAACAUAUCACCAGCGCACAUUGGAAAAAUCAUCGGGUCAAGCGAGGACGUCGCCAUGAGCGAAACUUCAGGGUCGAGUAUGGUGGUGGAAAAUAACGACAUCAACCAGAUGCAAGUAGAAAACAUGAACGAUAACAAGAGGAAAGGUCAAUUGACUGUGGAAGAUUUACAACUGCUCAGCGAUUUAUUUUAUCUGCCCUUUGAACACGGCGGACAGGGUCUGCAGUUGCUUCAGGAAUUCAAUUGGCUGAAAUCGAACGCACAACUUGUGAUCAGCGCCAAUCAAAAUACCGAUACCAGUCAACCAGAAAUCCAGGAGUGGUUCGAGAGAGCGGCUAAAAUGAAUGAGAUGACGCAGUCCGUGAACAAACUGUUUGAGCACCUCUCCAUUUGUAAUAAUCGUGAGCUGCUCUACGACCUCUACUCCUACGUGUGGGACAUACGCGGGGUGGUUUCGCUUUUGAAUUCGUAUAUCAAGUGGCUCGCGGGCGGCCAGUUUCCAUCUUCUAUGCCAUCAUACACCCAAGGAACCUACACAUGGUUCUCCAAGGGCUGGAAAGAGACGUUCAUGAGCGGGGAGCAGGAGCCGUGGGUGUUCCGUGGCGGGUUGACCGCUGAUUUACAAAGGUUGAUACCAGUUGAUUCCGGAAACGAUCUGUUUGUGUACAAAGCCCCGGAUAUUCCUACGAGCCGCGUGUACACAAUUCGUCCGUACAAUUGCCAAGACGAAGCACAAGUUUACUCAGUUUGCACAAGGACCUGCAAGAAUGGCCUCGAGGAUAUCGAACUUCCCGUCAAGUUCAAGAAUCUGCACGCCGACAGAUUCGUUGGCGCUUUUUUGACUUUGCUACCAGAAUUCUGCAUGGUCGUGGAGGAUGACACAGAGAUCGUGGGCUUUGUCUGCGCAGCUCCCGACUACAAGAAGUUCAGGGCGAAACAGGAGGUUUCUUGGAUCCCGGAAAUGUGCGGUAAAUAUCCACAAUCUGAAGAAAACAAAGACUUGUCCAAGCUGGCGCAAGAGAGCAUCGCAGUCUUUCACGAAUUUGCCGAUGAGAUCUACGUGAGCAGCCCCACGCAUCCGAGCACCAUGAUAUGUAGUUUACUACCUUCGGUUUUGGAUCAAUCGGUUAGCAAGCGACUGGUCACCUGCUUAUUAGCAGCUUUAAGAGCCAACGGCUCCUUCGGCGUUCAUGUUAUAAUGAAUUCCACAGACAGCUACACGCACGCAUUCUACGGGAAGCUGGGCUUCAUCGAGAACUCGCACGAAGCAAUCAAAGGAAAAAUUGUGAUGGGACGCACGUUUUAAUCCUUCGGACAAAAAUCAUUACAAACAAUAUAUAUAUAUCAAGAUUUUUGUUCCAUAUACAUAAUCUUAUUAUAUAACGCAAUGUUUAUUUCAUUUCGUUUCUGUUUGUUGUUUAAGAUAAA
Nicrophorus vespilloides is the source of this 3088-nucleotide messenger RNA. RefSeq names its product protein O-GlcNAcase. Lineage: Eukaryota; Metazoa; Arthropoda; Insecta; Coleoptera; Silphidae. The coding region runs from base 51 to 2966 and encodes 971 amino acids. The record is from RefSeq and is a predicted model, not a curated record. The transcript is spliced from 11 exons. Gene Ontology annotation, molecular function: beta-N-acetylglucosaminidase activity. Gene Ontology annotation, biological process: glycoprotein metabolic process.